Messenger RNA from Oppiella nova, 1419 nucleotides. Lineage: Eukaryota; Metazoa; Arthropoda; Arachnida; Sarcoptiformes; Oppiidae. The record is from the annotation of a GenBank genome assembly.
AUGAGUCAUACCAAAUACUCACCGGUUGACAAUCACAAUUUUGUGCGCGACUGGCACCAGGGUCACUAUCCCGAUGGGUGGGCAUACAAACCGGUCACCUGGGUGUCAAUCGAUGACGCCCGAGCCUACUGCCGGUGGGCCGGUAAGCGACUGCCCCACGAGUGGGAGUGGCAGUACGCUGCCCAGGGUCACGACCAACGCAAGUAUCCCUGGGGCGACACUUUUGAUGCCAGUCGUGUGCCGCCACCGGUUACGGGACGUGACUUAACACCGCCCGCCGACGUCACGCUAUAUACGAAUGGCUCGUCUCCGUUCGGGGUCCUCCACGCUGUGGGGAGUGUAUGGCAAUGGACUGAUGAGUACGUGGACGACCACACCCGCUAUGCUGUGCUCAGGGGUGGAAGUUAUUACCAUGCUCAGGGUAGUAGGUGGUAUUUCCCGUCCAAUGAGACCCGGUAUACGUUGGACUUGCAUAACAAGUAUCUAUUAAUGGCCCCCUCACUGGACAGGGCGGCAACACUGGGAUUCAGAAUUAAUGGAAAUAACAAUCCAUUGAAUGGUGAACCAGAAGAGCACCGGGAGAUCAUGGGAUUGGAUGGAGCUAUUGAUGAGAGUUGUGGUGAACCCGAAGUACAUGUGGUGUCAGAGGAGACACAAGAAGUGCAGACUUUGGACACAGAGGUCGACGACAGAGACAGAUAUGAGAGGAAAGGAUCGGAAGAGAUGUCUGAAGCAGAAGAGGGCGGAGAGAGUGGUGUCGGAGACCAACACAAAGACACUUCAGAAUUGACAGAAGGAGGCGAUGGGAGGGAAGGCAGUGAUAAUUGUGAACCAAAUGAAGGUAAUGGUGCCCUUAAUUCAGGUGAUCAACCAUUUGUGUGUUUUUGGCCCAAAUGUGGCAAACGAUUUACUUAUAAAUCACAUCUCAAUCGACACAAAAGUGCCGUCCAUUUGAAGCUCAAGAGAUUCAUGUGUGAUGUCGAUGGCUGUGGUCAACAGUUUUCUGAGAAGUUUGAUCUCAAUGAACACAAAAACAUACAUUCGGGAAGAAAGCCUUACAAAUGCAAUGAAAUGGAUUGCGGCAAAUGUUUUGCACAACAUUCAUGUUUAUAUCAUAAAAUUCUGGUUCAUUUGAAGGAAAAGAGAUUUAAUUGCGAUUAUAAAGGAUGCGAUCAAAGGUUUGCAUUUAAAAAGGAUUUAAUUCCUCACAAACGGCUCCACUCGGGAGAGAAACGCUUCGCCUGCGAUAUCAUGGAUUGUGACAAACGAUUCGCACAGAAAUCAACCCUAAAUCGACACAAACAUAGCAUUCACUUGAAACUCACAUCAUUUGUCUGCAAUGACAGCAAUUGUAACAAACCUUUUACACGACAAUAUGAUCUGGAUCAUCACAAACGCGUACAUUCAAGAAACACAUAA